AUGGCUUCAGGUGGGCAGAAGGCGGAUGUGACCGUGGGCGUGCUGGCGUUGCAAGGUGCCUUCAGCGAGCAUGUGCAAUUACUGAGACAGGCGGCACAGAUCCUCGACUCCAAGGACGCUGUCAAGAGGCACUGGGCCUUCCUGGAGGUGCGCACCCCGGCAGAACUGGCAUCAUGUGAUGCUUUGAUCAUCCCGGGGGGAGAGAGCACGACAAUGUCGUUGGUUGCCCAGCGGUCUCAGAUGCUGGAACCUCUUCGUGAUUUCGUCAAAGUGCUGAGAAAGCCAACGUGGGGAACUUGCGCGGGGCUGAUAUUGCUUGCGGAGUCUGCAAAUCGGACCAAGCAAGGAGGCCAGGAGCUUAUCGGCGGUCUGGACGUUCGAGUCAACCGCAACCAUUUCGGACGCCAAAUUGAGAGCUUCCAGGCCAAUCUAGAUCUUCCCUUCUUGAAGCAGGCUGAUGGGAAGGACUUUGAUACAACCCAGCAACCGUUCAGGGCCAUCUUCAUCCGGGCACCCAUUGUGGAGAAACUGCUUCCACGUGUUGCUGGUCCCCAAGAAGGAGAAGCAAAAGUUGAAGGCACAGUCGUUGCUCCCUCGAGGCCGAUUGACGAACAGGUGGCCAAAAGCGUCAAGCUGGGAGAUGUCGAAGUCAUGGGGAUCCUACCAGGUCGGUCUGCUGCGCUGAAGGAUGAUGCCACGAAAGAGAAAUUGGACGCAGAGGCUGGAGAUAUCAUCGCUGUCCGUCAAGCCAAUGUGUUCGGCACGAGCUUCCACCCCGAAUUGACUGGCGACCCGAGAAUACAUGUUUGGUGGCUCGAGCAGGUGAGGCAGUGGACCGAAGGAGCGGUGCACCCUUAA
Messenger RNA from Amorphotheca resinae ATCC 22711, 858 nucleotides. RefSeq lists its product as hypothetical. The record is from RefSeq and is a predicted model, not a curated record. Gene Ontology annotation, cellular component: cytosol; glutaminase complex. NCBI's taxonomy places the organism in Eukaryota, Fungi, Ascomycota, Leotiomycetes, Helotiales, Amorphothecaceae. Bases 1 to 858 code for a protein of 285 amino acids. The transcript has 2 exons. Gene Ontology annotation, molecular function: glutaminase activity. Gene Ontology annotation, biological process: pyridoxal 5'-phosphate biosynthetic process; pyridoxine metabolic process.